This is a messenger RNA of Cucurbita pepo subsp. pepo (vegetable marrow), 1439 nucleotides long. Its product is annotated as putative purine permease 11. Lineage: Eukaryota; Viridiplantae; Streptophyta; Magnoliopsida; Cucurbitales; Cucurbitaceae. Gene Ontology annotation, cellular component: membrane. Gene Ontology annotation, molecular function: purine nucleoside transmembrane transporter activity. The record is from RefSeq and is a predicted model, not a curated record.
AAAAAAAAAAAAAAAAAAANGCCCUUUUUCCAAUCUGCUUCUCUGUUUCCGAGGCAGAGCUUCUUCCCGUUUCAACAGCAUGACAGAUAACCAACAAUCAAUAGUAGAAGAAGAGGGAACUUCUGAUAACCAACAAUCAAUACUGGAUGAAGAAGAAACUUCUGGUAAUGAACUUCCUUUAGCUAAUCUAAAACGCUGGGAAUGGUGGCUCUUUGUGUCACUCAACAUAUUUUUCCUCAUUGUGGGUCAAGCUGCUGCUGUUUUGCUAGGGAGAUUUUACUAUGAUCAGGGUGGGAGUAGUAAAUGGAUGGCAACUAUUGUUCAAACUGCUGCCUUCCCAAUUCUUUUUAUCCCCUUCUUCCUUAUCCGUUCCCCCAUGGAUACUUCUUCUUCCGCUAACCCACCAUCCGUGCUAAUUCUUUUGUUAAUCUAUUUUUCGCUUGGUUCCCUUAUGGCUCUUGAUAACUGGUUGUAUUCAGCUGGGCUGGUGUACCUUUCUGCCUCCACUUACUCACUUGUUUGUGCUAGCCAAUUAGCUUUCAAUGCAGUUUUCUCCUACUUCAUCAACUCCCAAAAGUUCACAAUUUUGAUUUUAAACUCUGUGAUUAUCCUUUCCUCGUCUUCUGCACUUUUAGCUGUCAACGAUGAUCCAGAACGUCCUGUUGGAGUCUCUAAGCCGAAAUAUUUCAUUGGAUUCAUUUGUUCCCUUGCAGCUUCAGCUUUAUAUGCUUUAAUCCUUUCUCUUAUGGAGCUUUCCUUUCAGAAGGUUAUGAAGAGGGAGACCUUUUCUGUGGUGUUGGAAAUGCAAAUCUAUACAUCUUUGGUUGCCACAAUUGUCUCUGUUUUAGCUCUUUUCGCUAGUGCUGAAUGGAAGAGUUUGCCUAAUGAAAUGGCAAGCUUUGGCAAGGGAACAGUUUCUUAUGUGUUGACUUUGGUCGGGACAGCUGUGGCUUGGCAGACAUGUUCGGUCGGCAUCGUUACCUUGAUUUUCGUCGUGUCGUCCCUCUUCUCCAAUGCUAUCAGUACUGUGUCCUUAGCCAUUACGCCCCUUGCAGCUCUUAUAGUUUUCCAUGACAAGAUGAAUGGUGUGAAGAUCAUUGCUUUGUUUCUCGCCAUAUGGGGUUUUUUUACUUAUUUAUAUCAAAGCUAUAUUGAUGAAUCCAAGGUACAAAGAAGGCUAAACAAAACUAAUGAACCCCGUGAUGAGAGGUUCCUUUGUUGAUAUACACAUCUUAUGCAACCUGCGGACAAAGUCUUCACGGUUCACAGGUAUGUUACACUGUAUUUUGUUCUAAGUUUAUUAGAUAAGACCAUUCAUUUGGUAUAAAAAUCUUGGAAGUAAACAGGUUAGUCUUGAAUUAUUACUCUUCUGUGGCACUCAUGAUGUCCCAUAAUUUACUUAGUUUCAUGGCAGUAUGAAAAGUUACGAAUUUGUGGCU